AUGCGUGGCUUUCUACUCAUAUCCACUCUCCUCCUUGGAGCAAGCGCAUUGCCCCAAUCCACCGAUGAUGAAUUUGAAAUUCUGAAAUAUCGCAAUUGGGAUCUCCGCCUCUCCUUACCCGGCUGCACCCCGAACACCACGAAUCUCAAACUCUCGCUAUACCAUCGCGGUGGAGUCUACACCCGGGACUGCGUCUCCUUGUUAGAAGACACCGGACCGGACGCAAAGCCCGUCAACCUGAGUCGGGUGGAUACUGUGUCAUGGAAAAACAAACGACUGAACUACGAUCUCUGCUUGUAUCCUAGUGCCGACUGCUCGGAUCAAAAUAGCAAGGCGAUCCGAAAUGGCUGGGAGGUUUGCCUGCCGUAUGAGGGAUGGGAGGGAUAUCGGAUUGUGGAGGCGGGUGAUACUUGUACGGUGGAGGUUUAA
This is a messenger RNA of Aspergillus affinis, 429 nucleotides long. RefSeq lists its product as uncharacterized. The transcript has 2 exons. The record is from RefSeq and is a predicted model, not a curated record. Bases 1 to 429 code for a protein of 142 amino acids. NCBI's taxonomy places the organism in Eukaryota, Fungi, Ascomycota, Eurotiomycetes, Eurotiales, Aspergillaceae.